Hemiscyllium ocellatum (epaulette shark) is the source of this 1040-nucleotide messenger RNA. It is a transcript of the gene xbp1, whose product is annotated as X-box binding protein 1. Lineage: Eukaryota; Metazoa; Chordata; Chondrichthyes; Orectolobiformes; Hemiscylliidae. Gene Ontology annotation, molecular function: RNA polymerase II transcription regulatory region sequence-specific DNA binding; DNA-binding transcription factor activity, RNA polymerase II-specific. Bases 154 to 942 code for a protein of 262 amino acids. The record is from RefSeq and is a predicted model, not a curated record. The transcript is spliced from 5 exons. Gene Ontology annotation, cellular component: nucleus.
CUGGAGAGCAGUUUCUGAACAGACUGAGAGAGAGAACGCCGAGUGUAACCUUCCCCUCCCACUGCAGUUUCAUGUGACUACCCCAGCUCUGGCGGUAUCAGUGUUCCCAUCGCCCCUGAUACAUUGUAACGGCGAGUGUGUUUACUGGGGGAGAUGGUGGCGGUAAACAGUGCGGGCUCCGCUAAGGUGCUGCUGAUCCCCGGGGGAGGGAAGCAAAGUGGCCUGGAGAUCAGCCGCCACAUCUCGGUGGUGUACCCGCCCAGGAGCGGCUCGCACCACGACCCGUCCCCGGCUCAGCCGGCGGCUGGUCACGUCCAUAGGAAAAGGCAGCGGCUUACUCACCUCAGCCCCGAGGAGAAAGCAUUGAGGAGGAAACUAAAGAAUAGGGUGGCGGCUCAGACAGCCCGAGACAGGAAGAAAGCCCGCAUGUCCGAACUGGAAGAGCAAGUGUUGGAGAUGGAAUCCGAGAAUCAGAAACUGCAAAUAGAGAACCGGCUUCUACACGAAAAGACACACAGCCUCCUCUCCGAGAACCGGAUUCUCCGGCAGAAACUAGGCAUGGAAGUUCUGGAUACAGAGAAAGAGAAGGUACUUCUCCAGGCCAGAGUGGAUGAAAUCAGCCUGGCGGCUGGGUCAGCUGAGUCCGCAGCACUCAGACUAAGUGUGCCUCUGCAGCAGGUGCAGGCCCAGAUGUCUGCCAGUCUGACAGCUUCCACAUGGAUACUGACAGCAAUAACUCUUCAGACUCUGAGUCUGAUCUCUUCCUGGGCUUUCUGGACUACUUUGACCCAGAAGCCUUGCUCCGAUUCAGUGAAGAAGAGUCUCGAUCUCUUGCGAACCUGGGAGAGUGUGCCUACAAUGAAGGUAGUGGUGCCCUACCUGGCUCCUACUCUAGUGCUCUGGGGGCCCCAUCAACAAAGCUGGAAGCCAUUAAUGAACUGAUCCACUUUGACCACUUCUAUCACAAGCCUCUUGCUGAAGCCAACUUGGUACAGAGAAGUGAUACUGCCAUCAAAAUUGAGCAAGCAUCUUUCAGUGAC